Condylura cristata (star-nosed mole) is the source of this 4825-nucleotide messenger RNA. RefSeq names its product ATPase, Ca++ transporting, plasma membrane 1 (gene ATP2B1). The coding region runs from base 217 to 3879 and encodes 1220 amino acids. Lineage: Eukaryota; Metazoa; Chordata; Mammalia; Eulipotyphla; Talpidae. Gene Ontology annotation, cellular component: intracellular membrane-bounded organelle; membrane. Gene Ontology annotation, molecular function: ATP hydrolysis activity; P-type calcium transporter activity; PDZ domain binding. Gene Ontology annotation, biological process: regulation of cytosolic calcium ion concentration; calcium ion transmembrane transport. The transcript is spliced from 20 exons. The record is from RefSeq and is a predicted model, not a curated record.
GUGUGUAUCUCAUGAUUGAUGUCAAGAAACUAGUCAUGGGCCAAAGAUCAAGAUACUUCUCUGGGAAAUGCUGCUGAUGCUGCUUUACAAAGUUAGACAAUGAGUGUUUGGCUUAAGAAAGAUUUUCAUAUUUAAAGGAUUUUCAUCUUGGAUAUAUAUCAAGUGAAAAUUAGAGUCUUUUGGGAAACAUUUUCCUUCUAAUAAAUUAUACUUGUAAUGAGCGACAUGGCUAACAACUCUGUUGCUUAUGGUGGAGUAAAAAACUCUCUGAAGGAAGCUAAUCAUGAUGGAGACUUUGGAAUUACGCUCGCAGAACUGCGGGCUCUCAUGGAGCUCAGGUCUACAGAUGCAUUACGAAAAAUUCAGGAAAGCUAUGGAGAUGUCUAUGGAAUUUGUACCAGGUUGAAAACAUCUCCUAAUGAAGGUUUAAGUGGAAACCCUGCAGAUAUAGAAAGAAGACAAGCAGUGUUUGGAAAGAAUUUUAUACCUCCUAAAAAGCCAAAAACCUUUCUUCAGUUAGUAUGGGAAGCAUUACAAGAUGUCACUUUAAUUAUCUUAGAAAUUGCAGCCAUAGUAUCAUUGGGCCUUUCUUUUUAUCAACCUCCAGAAGGGGAUAAUGCACUUUGCGGAGAAGUUUCUGUUGGAGAAGAAGAAGGUGAAGGUGAAACUGGUUGGAUUGAAGGAGCGGCUAUCCUCUUGUCAGUCGUCUGUGUGGUCUUAGUAACAGCUUUCAAUGACUGGAGUAAGGAAAAACAGUUUAGAGGUUUGCAGAGUCGAAUUGAACAAGAACAGAAGUUCACAGUCAUCAGGGGUGGGCAGGUUAUUCAGAUACCUGUAGCUGACAUUACUGUUGGAGACAUUGCUCAAGUGAAAUACGGUGAUCUUCUUCCAGCUGACGGCAUACUCAUUCAAGGCAAUGAUCUUAAAAUUGAUGAAAGCUCAUUGACUGGUGAAUCUGAUCAUGUUAAGAAGUCUUUAGAUAAGGAUCCCUUACUUCUAUCAGGUACUCAUGUAAUGGAAGGUUCUGGAAGAAUGGUAGUUACUGCUGUAGGUGUAAAUUCUCAAACUGGAAUUAUCUUUACCUUACUUGGAGCUGGAGGUGAAGAGGAAGAAAAGAAAGAUGAGAAGAAAAAAGAAAAGAAAAAUAAGAAACAAGAUGGAGCUAUUGAGAAUCGCAACAAAGCAAAAGCCCAGGAUGGUGCAGCCAUGGAAAUGCAGCCUUUAAAGAGUGAAGAAGGCGGAGAUGGUGAUGAAAAAGACAAAAAGAAAUCAAAUUUGCCAAAAAAGGAAAAAUCUGUUUUACAAGGAAAGCUUACAAAAUUGGCUGUUCAGAUUGGCAAAGCAGGUUUGUUGAUGUCUGCCAUCACUGUCAUCAUUCUAGUGUUAUAUUUUGUAAUUGAUACAUUCUGGGUUCAAAAGAGGCAAUGGCUUGCUGAGUGCACACCAAUUUACAUACAAUAUUUUGUGAAGUUCUUUAUUAUUGGAGUUACAGUUCUAGUGGUAGCAGUGCCAGAAGGUCUUCCACUUGCAGUCACUAUCUCACUGGCUUACUCAGUCAAGAAAAUGAUGAAAGAUAAUAACUUAGUAAGGCAUCUGGAUGCUUGUGAAACCAUGGGAAAUGCUACAGCUAUUUGUUCAGAUAAAACAGGAACAUUGACAAUGAACAGAAUGACAGUUGUUCAAGCUUACAUAAAUGAAAAACAUUAUAAAAAGGUUCCUGAGCCAGAAGCUAUUCCACCAAAUAUUCUCUCCUAUCUUGUAACAGGAAUUUCUGUGAAUUGUGCUUAUACAUCAAAAAUAUUGCCACCAGAGAAAGAGGGUGGAUUACCUCGUCAUGUUGGUAAUAAAACUGAAUGUGCCUUGUUGGGACUUCUUUUGGAUUUAAAGCGGGAUUAUCAGGACGUUAGAAAUGAAAUACCAGAAGAAGCACUGUACAAAGUCUACACCUUCAAUUCUGUUAGGAAGUCCAUGAGUACUGUCCUGAAAAAUUCAGAUGGAAGUUACCGAAUAUUCAGCAAGGGUGCAUCUGAGAUAAUUCUGAAAAAAUGUUUCAAAAUCUUGAGUGCUAAUGGUGAGGCAAAAGUAUUCAGACCAAGGGACCGUGAUGAUAUUGUAAAAACCGUGAUUGAACCAAUGGCAUCAGAGGGCUUGAGAACCAUAUGUCUUGCAUUCAGAGAUUUCCCAGCAGGCGAACCGGAACCAGAAUGGGAUAAUGAAAAUGAUAUUGUCACCGGCCUUACGUGCAUUGCUGUUGUGGGGAUUGAAGAUCCUGUGAGACCUGAGGUACCAGAUGCAAUAAAGAAAUGUCAGAGGGCUGGAAUUACUGUGCGGAUGGUCACUGGUGAUAAUAUUAAUACUGCUCGUGCCAUUGCUACCAAGUGUGGUAUUUUGCAUCCUGGAGAAGAUUUCCUGUGCCUAGAAGGUAAAGAUUUCAACAGAAGAAUUCGAAAUGAAAAAGGAGAGAUUGAGCAAGAGCGGAUAGACAAGAUUUGGCCAAAGUUACGAGUUCUUGCAAGAUCAUCUCCUACUGAUAAACAUACACUGGUUAAAGGUAUAAUUGACAGUACUGUCUCAGAACAACGCCAGGUUGUAGCUGUAACCGGUGAUGGUACAAAUGAUGGCCCAGCACUAAAGAAAGCUGAUGUUGGAUUUGCUAUGGGCAUCGCUGGAACUGAUGUAGCUAAGGAAGCGUCUGAUAUUAUUCUCACAGAUGACAACUUUACAAGCAUUGUUAAAGCAGUUAUGUGGGGACGAAAUGUCUAUGACAGCAUCUCAAAAUUCCUUCAGUUCCAGCUUACUGUUAAUGUAGUAGCAGUGAUUGUUGCUUUCACGGGUGCCUGUAUUACUCAAGACUCACCACUUAAAGCUGUGCAGAUGCUAUGGGUAAACCUUAUAAUGGACACGCUCGCUUCCCUGGCUCUGGCAACUGAACCACCGACCGAGUCCCUCUUGCUUCGGAAACCUUAUGGUAGAAAUAAGCCUCUUAUCUCACGCACAAUGAUGAAGAAUAUUUUGGGUCAUGCGUUCUAUCAACUUGUAGUAGUCUUUACACUCUUGUUUGCUGGAGAAAAGUUUUUUGAUAUUGAUAGUGGAAGAAAUGCUCCUUUGCAUGCUCCUCCUUCGGAACAUUAUACUAUUGUUUUUAAUACCUUUGUGCUGAUGCAACUUUUCAACGAAAUAAAUGCCCGGAAAAUUCAUGGUGAAAGAAAUGUGUUUGAAGGAAUCUUUAAUAAUGCCAUCUUCUGCACAAUUGUUUUAGGCACUUUUGUGGUACAGAUAAUAAUUGUGCAGUUUGGUGGAAAGCCUUUCAGUUGUUCAGAACUUUCAGUAGAGCAGUGGCUAUGGUCAAUAUUCCUAGGAAUGGGGACCUUACUCUGGGGCCAGCUUAUUUCAACAAUUCCAACUAGUCGUUUAAAAUUCCUAAAAGAAGCUGGUCAUGGAACACAAAAGGAGGAAAUACCUGAGGAGGAGUUAGCAGAGGACGUGGAAGAGAUUGAUCACGCUGAAAGGGAAUUGCGGCGUGGCCAGAUCUUGUGGUUUAGAGGUCUGAACAGAAUCCAGACACAGAUUCGAGUGGUGAAUGCAUUUCGUAGUUCUUUAUAUGAAGGGUUAGAAAAACCGGAAUCAAGAAGUUCAAUUCACAACUUUAUGACACAUCCUGAGUUUAGGAUAGAAGAUUCAGAGCCUCAUAUCCCCCUUAUUGAUGACACUGAUGCUGAAGAUGAUGCUCCUACAAAACGUAACUCCAGUCCUCCACCUUCUCCCAACAAAAAUAACAAUGCUGUUGACAGCGGGAUUCACCUUACAAUAGAAAUGAACAAGUCUGCUACCUCUUCAUCCCCAGGAAGCCCACUACAUAGUUUGGAAACAUCACUCUGAUUGUAAGCUGAAUGUUAACACACUAGCUGCAUUGUAAAGAAACAAAUUGAAACUGGGUCUUUUCACAUAUUGUGACGGACAAGAUAGUAUUCUUGUCUUUGGACUUCAACAGAAGACACACUUGUACGAAUGUAGAUUUAUUUUUUUAAAAAAAAAAAGCAAAGCUUUCUGCCAGACUGAGGGUGCUUUUUGGGGGGUGGGAGAAACGAACUGACAGAUAACAGUAACUCAGCGUAAGUUGACCUGUGGAUCAUCAGUAGUAUCUAAGAGUGGUCCUGACAGUGUAUAGCAGAGCUUGAGUUUAUCUCAGUCCUUGAUGGGAGAGAGGGAGGAGGAAGGCUGGGCAGCAAAGAGCCCUGGAUCAUUGAACUGAUACUUUGAUUUCUGCUGUUGGCUGUUAAUAAUUUGGAUUAUUUAUGUUUAUAAAUGAUACAGAUCUGUUUACAAGGUUUGUAGAUACUUUUUCGUUCCUGUUCAUAGAUGGGAAGCUUCCUUAUAACUGAUGCAGAGAAAAAUUAGUCCUUCAAAUACUGCUGUAUUUUCAGGAAAAAAAAAAGGGGGUGUUUCUAUUGAAACUGUACUAAAUUUUUGCCUACAAUUUACCUUGUUAAAUAUUGUAGAUAAAUUGCUAAUACUAAUAGCCAAAUAGAUAACACUAAUGCUUUGUUUAAAAAAACAUAAAAACAAAACAAAACAAAAAAAAAAAACAUGAGCAGUGGUGUUCUAAUGAAGUUAUGGCAUCUGUCCUAAUUAGUUUCUUAAAUACAUUUACUAUUAAUGGUUUUGAAACAACUGUUUAAUUUUUAAAAUUUUUGAAAACUUGCUAAUAACCUUUUGUUCAGAACUUAGUAGAUUGUUUAAUGCAGGACAUCAACUACAUAAUGAAAGAUGCUUGAAAUGCUUUUGUUAUUUCAGGCAAAUCAAAUUAAAUCAAAUUAUCAAACUA